Paramecium tetraurelia is the source of this 740-nucleotide messenger RNA. RefSeq lists its product as uncharacterized. NCBI's taxonomy places the organism in Eukaryota, Ciliophora, Oligohymenophorea, Peniculida, Parameciidae. The transcript has 3 exons. The record is from RefSeq and is a predicted model, not a curated record.
AUGAAUAAUAAGAAGGUUUUAGAGCUCGUAUCAAAAAUAUUGAUCUUUAAAACCGAGCAUUGCUAACAUAAGCAUUCCUGCAUUAGAAAUACUUUCCAAGGUGCAAGUGAAGCAUUCAUUAAGGCAUUUAUUGCAAAAUUGUGUUUGAAUGGAUUGAUGCUAUUAUUAAGCUUGAAGAAGGUGAUGUAAUCAGAUAAGAAAUUAUUAAAUGCAUUCAAAAUUCUACUAAAUAAAACUAAUUUCCAAUUAGGAUUGUUUAUGGGAUUGUAAACAUUGUUACUCAAAGGGAUUUAAUGUUCAUUAAGAACGAUAAGAUAGAAAGAGGAUGGAAUCAAUGCUCUCUUGUCUGGAUUCAUUGCUGGAGGAUUAAGCUUCAUGACUCAAGAGGAUAAUGUUAAAUACUUAGUCAGAGUGUACCUAUUUGGCAGAGCAGUUGAUUGCAUCUAUUAAUCUUAAGUUGAAAAAGGACGAUUCAAACACAGAAAAAUUAUACCCGUUGUAGUCUUUGCUCUUAUGUCUACCUUGAUUUCAUUCGCUUUCUUCUUUGAACCAGAGAUCUUGCCAUUGGAUACAUAUAAGAUGUAUUAGAACUUCUCAGGAGCUGAAAUGAAUGAUUCAUUAUGGCACAUGUGUAACGUGUAAGCUUGGAGAAAUAAAAUUAACGCAGCUAAAUCCUCAUGAAAUAUUAUUGAUAAUUUCAUAUUUAUUAUUUAUGAAUGAAUAGUUAUAUAUUUUGUUAA